AUGUUAUACGAAUACCCUUAACAACCUGCCUUUAUUUAAAAAUAUGAACUAAUCAAAUAAUUUUUUAUCUAACUCCAAUAAGUUAGACAAUGUGAAUAAACAGUUAUUCCAUCUUAGAAAAUAGAUAGAUUAUAAGAAAUUGAUAAAUAAAAUUCAAAAGCAUAAAUAACUGAGGAAUCCCUUAAGUAUGAUGAUUCAACAACUUCCAGAUAAAUACCAAAACAGAGAAGAGCUGUUUAUAUCACAAAGAAAUAAGAACAAAGAAAAUCAAAAGAAAUUACUACACUUCCAAUAAGACCAUCAGAUAUAAUGAUGAUUGAAUAAUAAAAAGAAAAAAUAGAUCAAUUCUGUUAGGAUAAUAAGAUUCUAUAUGAAAAUAAUAAAGAAUGUAUGUACCUAAUUAAAAAGAUGAGUAAAAUGAUUAAGAAACUUAAAUAAUAAACAUGCUAAGAUCAUUUAAAUAGUAUUGAACAUUUAUAAUUAAAAUUAAGAAUUAAGGAUGCUGAACUUGCAAAGAAAAAUGAAUGUAUAUUAUAAAUAAGAGACAAAUAUCAUCAAAUGAUCAAAAUUAUUGAAGAACAUACAAUAUAGGAAGAAUAAUAAUGGUAAGAAAUAUAAGCAUAAUAAAUUGAAUUAGAGACUUAGAAUCUCUUUUUAAGAAAACUACUAUCUGUAAAUUUUGAUGAUGAAUAAAUAAAAUAAUUAGAAUAAUAAUAAAAUGAAGUAGAAUUACAAUUCUUUGAUAAUUUUUGUAUCUCAAGAAAAGACUUAGAUAAAUAAGCAAUUUUAGAAUAUGAAAAAAUGUUGUAAAAUAGGAAAUCAUAAAUUGAACAAUAAUAUGUAGAUUGGAAUAUGGCUCAAAUAAAUUCACAUUAUUAAAAUCAAUAACCUAUGCAUCAACCUUUAUAGGAUUUAUAUGCUGAAGAAAAAGAAAUGAUGAUGAAGAAACAAUCAAAUUAACUUAUGAGUAAAGAAGAUAAAUAGAGAAUAAUGGAAGAUUUAAUGAAACCUAUUAAUUAAUCCAAGUAAUAACAAAUUAAUGUUUAAGAGGUUAAACAAAAGUAGUUAGACAUACUUUCUGGAUCAUCAUCCAAUAGUUCAUUACAAAAAAAACAAUAAUCAGAUUAAUCUCAAUAAUUACAAAAAAAAUUAGCCAUUGAUAUUGAUACUAAGGAAAGCAUUCCUUAAUCUAUUGUAAAAGAAACUCAAGUAGAGAAUAAGUUAUCAUCAAAAGAAUAAUUAUUAAGCUCUCUUAGUUAAGGUUUGGAAAAACUUAUGUAAAAAACCUCUCAUUAAAAAAGAUAUUAGGAUUAUAAUGAGGAAGAUGAUUAGGUUAUCACUUUUAAUCCUGAUAACAAUAUGUAAGAUAUAUAGAGUUUAAGAAUAGGUUUACAAAUCCUGAAGGAGAUGAUGAUAUGGAUGAUGAUGAUGUCCUAUUCUAUUAAAAUAGUUUUAAUUAGUAGAGUUAAUAAUUCUAAAAGCGUACUCUCACUAAAACAGAAAAGAAGGAAUAACUUUAAUAUUAGUGA
This is a messenger RNA of Paramecium pentaurelia, 1529 nucleotides long. The record is from the annotation of a GenBank genome assembly. Lineage: Eukaryota; Ciliophora; Oligohymenophorea; Peniculida; Parameciidae.